AUGUCCGACGCCGACUUCAAGCGCGUUCGUGAAGCCCAGGCUGAGCGCAAUGCAAGUGGAAAGAAGUCUGGCAAAGGCGGCGCAAAUGGCCAGCGACAAAACGAAUCCAAGGUCUCCCUCACGGAUGCUAUGGAUACAGACCUGUACAGCAAGGAUUCCGGAGACAAGUUCGCUGGGUACAACACGUCUAUCGCUGCGGGGGAUGAUGAAAUGAUGGCAGAUGCGGAUGAAGAUGACGAGCAGGACGGGCGAUUGGUGGGUCAGUACACGGCUACGGCUGCGCAGAUAGGGGAGUGGGCGACUGGAGAUACAGCAGAAGAUGACAUCUUGGAGUCGCGAGAGAAGAAGGCACAGAUCGCGAGUCGAGAGACGGACUACCAAAAGCGGAGGUUCAAGCGCGGAUUCGAGGAUGGAGAGGCGAAGUCGUACAAGGAGACUAUGCAGGAGAGGGAGAUGGAACGAGAAGAGGAGCGGGUGCGAAGACUGAUUGAAGAGCAAGACAAGGAGAAGAUUGCGAGAGGUGACGAUGACGACGAGAUGGAUGGCGUGGUGGAACAUCAGGCUACACUUAAGGAUGGCACGCCCGAACGAGACGUCAAGAAAGUAGAGAACGGAGAUGGCGAGAAUGGUGCUACAGAGGCAAAGCCGAGGGUGAGGAAAAGGAGAUGGGAUACUUCAGCUGAAGAUGCGGCUACUGCUGAAGAAGGUGCAGCGGACACAAAUGGAAGCACUACGAACGGCGGCACAGUAGCCAAGAAAUCACGGUGGGACACUACUGCUGCUCCAAACGGCGAUGCUGCAGCAACGAAAAAGCGCUCGAAGUGGGACGUCGCAGCAGCAGCAGGCAGUGCCACACCAGCUGUCGGCCCGGUACCUGGUCAGGCCAUGUCUAGCUUCGGUACCGACAUCUCGAGUCGCAACGCUCCGCUAUCAGACGAAGAGUUGGACGAAAUGCUGCCCUCGGAGGGCUUCAAGAUCCUGGAGCCACCACCAGGUUACGAGCCUACCCGUGCCCCAGCACGGCGUCUUGCGCCUGCAGCCACACCCGCCAAUACUGGGGGAUUCAUGAUGCAGGAGUCUGUCGAUCCGCGGUCAAUGGGCAAACAGCUACCAUCCGACAUCCCAGGCGUAGGCGAUCUUCAAUUCUUCAAGGCCGAGGAUAUGGCCUACUUUGGCAAACUCGUGGACGGCGCAGACGAGAAUGAGCUUAGCGUGGAAGAGCUCAAACAGCGAAAGAUCAUGCGAUUACUACUGAAAGUAAAGAACGGCACACCACCAAUGCGAAAGACCGCCCUCCGCCAAAUCACAGACAAUGCUCGGCACUUCGGUGCCGGAGCACUCUUCGACCAGAUCCUGCCACUCCUCAUGGAGAAGUCACUCGAAGACCAAGAACGCCAUCUUCUAGUCAAGGUUAUUGACCGUGUUCUAUACAAGUUGGACGACCUCGUACGACCUUACGUGCACAAAAUUCUCGUGGUCAUCGAACCACUUCUCAUCGAUCAGGAUUACUACGCCCGUGUUGAAGGCCGAGAAAUCAUCAGCAAUCUGGCCAAGGCUGCUGGCCUGGCACACAUGAUUAGUACGAUGAGACCUGAUAUCGAUCAUGUUGACGAGUAUGUGCGGAACACCACUGCUCGAGCUUUCGCCGUGGUGGCUAGUGCACUUGGCAUACCAACGCUGUUGCCUUUCCUGAAGGCCGUGUGCAAGAGUAAGAAGUCAUGGCAAGCUAGGCAUACGGGUGUCAAGAUCGUGCAGCAGAUUCCAAUCCUUAUGGGUUGUGCGGUUCUGCCGCAUCUGAAGGGUCUGGUCGACUGUAUUGCCGAGAACCUCAAUGACGAGCAGGCGAAGGUCCGGACUGUCACGUCUCUGGCUCUUGCUGCGCUGGCUGAAGCUUCGAAUCCUUUCGGUAUUGAGUCUUUCGACGAUAUUCUAAACCCUCUGUGGACAGGCGCCCGGAAGCAACGUGGCAAGGGUCUUGCAGGUUUCUUGAAGGCUGUUGGGUAUAUCAUCCCUCUCAUGGACGAGGAAUACUCGAAUUACUACACUGGACAGAUCAUGGAGAUUCUGCUUCGAGAGUUUGCUUCCCCCGAUGAGGAGAUGAAGAAAGUUGUGCUCAAGGUCAUUUCACAAUGUGCUGGCACUAGUGGUGUCACUGCACAAUAUCUAAAAGAGAAGGUGCUGAACGAUUUCUUCAAGAGUUUCUGGGUGAGGCGCAUGGCUCUGGAUAAGAGGAAUUACAAGCAAGUUGUGGAGACCACCGUGGAUCUGGGCAACAAGGUCGGCGUCGGCGAGAUCGUGGAGCGUGUUGUCAACAACCUCAAGGACGAGAGUGAGUCGUACCGUAAGAUGACUGUAGAGACGAUUGAGAAGGUCAUCUCUGCUAUGGGUGCAGCAGAUAUCAACGAGCGACUUGAGGAGCGAUUAGUCGAUGGUAUAUUGCACGCUUUGCAGGAACAGAGUGUGGAAGACGUCGUGCUACUGAACGGCUUCGGCACAGUAGUCAAUGCUCUCGGCGUACGUUGCAAACCAUAUCUCCCUCAGAUCGUCAGUACCAUCCUCUGGCGGCUGAACAACAAAUCCGCAACUGUGCGCCAGCAAGCCGCAGACCUGAUCACCCGCAUCGCAAUCGUCAUGAAGCAAUGUGGUGAAGACGGCUUGAUGGGUAAACUCAGCACAGUCCUCUACGAAUACUUAGGAGAAGAAUAUCCCGAAGUCCUCGGCUCGAUCCUGGGCGCUAUGCGCAGUAUCGUCACGGUGGUAGGAAUCGCCAGCAUGCAACCACCCAUCAAAGACCUUCUACCUCGCCUCACACCUAUCCUGCGCAAUCGGCACGAGAAAGUGCAGGAAAACACCAUCGACCUCGUAGGCCGUAUUGCGGAUCGUGGGCCCGAGUCAGUCAACGCGCGAGAAUGGAUGCGGAUCUGCUUCGAACUCCUCGACAUGCUAAAGGCGCAUAAGAAGGGUAUCCGUCGCGCGGCAAACAACACCUUCGGCUUCAUCGCCAAAGCCAUUGGGCCUCAAGACGUCCUCGCCACUCUGCUCAACAACCUCCGAGUCCAAGAACGCCAAAGUCGUGUCUGUACCGCCGUCGCCAUUGGCAUCGUUGCAGAAACCUGCGCCCCGUUCACCGUCCUCCCGGCUCUGAUGAACGAGUACCGCGUCCCUGAACUCAAUGUCCAGAAUGGUGUCCUCAAAUCCCUCAGCUUUUUGUUCGAAUACAUUGGUGAGAUGGCGAAAGAUUAUGUCUACGCCGUCACGCCACUCAUCGAAGACGCCCUUGUCGACCGCGACCAAGUCCAUCGCCAAACCGCUGCCUCGGUGGUGAAGCAUAUCGCUCUCGGCGUCGUCGGCUUGGGCUGCGAAGACGCUAUGCUCCAUCUCCUCAACCUCCUGUACCCGAAUAUUUUCGAGACUAGUCCACAUGUCAUUGAUAGGGUCAUCGAGGCUAUUGAUGCGGUAAGAGUGGCUGUGGGAACGGGCGCGGUGAUGAAUUAUGUCUGGGCUGGGUUGUUCCAUCCGGCGCGCAAGGUCAGGGUGCCGUAUUGGAGGUUGUAUAACGAGGCUUAUGUGCAGAGUGCGGAUGCUAUGGUGCCUUAUUAUCCGGUUGUGGAGGAAGAUGUGGCGGCUAUGGUUGGGAGGGUGGAGUUGGGAGUGAUGAUAUGA
Molecule: messenger RNA, 3663 nt
Organism: Recurvomyces mirabilis
Lineage: Eukaryota; Fungi; Ascomycota; Dothideomycetes; Mycosphaerellales; Teratosphaeriaceae
Gene: prp10
Product: U2 snRNP component prp10
Exons: 1
Coding region: 1-3663 (1220 amino acids)
Biological process (GO): spliceosomal complex assembly
Cellular component (GO): catalytic step 2 spliceosome; U2 snRNP; U2-type prespliceosome
Molecular function (GO): mRNA binding
Source: RefSeq, a predicted model, not a curated record